Cladophialophora psammophila CBS 110553 is the source of this 1143-nucleotide messenger RNA. Its product is annotated as mannose-1-phosphate guanyltransferase. Gene Ontology annotation, molecular function: GTP binding; mannose-1-phosphate guanylyltransferase (GTP) activity. Gene Ontology annotation, biological process: cell wall mannoprotein biosynthetic process; GDP-mannose biosynthetic process. The record is from RefSeq and is a predicted model, not a curated record. Gene Ontology annotation, cellular component: cytoplasm. Lineage: Eukaryota; Fungi; Ascomycota; Eurotiomycetes; Chaetothyriales; Herpotrichiellaceae. The transcript has 4 exons. Bases 1 to 1143 code for a protein of 380 amino acids.
AUGAAGGCCCUCAUUCUCGUUGGUGGCUUCGGCACCAGACUGCGUCCUCUGACCCUCACUCUCCCCAAGCCUCUGGUCGAGUUUGCCAACCGUCCCAUGAUCGAGCACCAAGUCGAGGCUCUCGCUGCUGCCGGUGUCACAGACAUUGUGCUGGCCGUCAACUACAGACCCGAUGUGAUGACGGGUGCUUUGAAGAAGUACGAGGAUAUGUACCAUGUCAAAAUCACAUUCUCGGUUGAGUCGGAACCCCUGGGCACGGCUGGUCCUCUGAAGCUCGCCGAGAAGAUUCUGGGCAAGGAUGACUCGAAUUUCUUCGUCCUCAACUCGGACGUCAUUUGCAACUACCCUUUCAAGGAACUGGCUGCUUUCCACGACUCCCACGGCGAGGAGGGCACCAUUGUCGUCACAAAGGUCGAAGAGCCCAGCAAAUAUGGUGUCAUUGUGCACAAGCCCAACCACCCCUCCCGCAUCGACCGAUUCGUCGAGAAGCCUGUCGAGUUCGUGGGCAACCGCAUCAACGCCGGUAUCUACAUCUUCAAGCCUUCAAUUCUCAACAGAAUUGAGCUUCGCCCCACCUCCAUCGAGCAAGAGACUUUCCCUGCCAUCUGCAAAGACGGCCAACUGCACUCGUUUGAUCUCGACGGGUUCUGGAUGGACGUUGGUCAGCCCAAAGAUUUCUUGAGCGGGACCUGCCUGUACCUCUCUUCGCUGGCCAAGAACAACUCCAAGAAACUCGUGCCACAUUCCGAACCCUAUGUCUACGGUGGAAAUGUCAUGGUGGACCCUACAGCCAAGAUUGGCAAGAACUGCCGCAUCGGUCCCAAUGUCGUCAUCGGACCUGGCUGCGUGGUUGGCGACGGUGUCCGACUGCAGCGGUGCGUGCUGUUGGAGGACAGCAAAGUGAAGGACCAUGCCUGGGUCAAGUCUACCAUCGUUGGCUGGAGAUCAACGGUCGGCCGCUGGGCUCGUCUGGAGAAUGUCACUGUUCUCGGUGACGACGUUUCCAUCGGUGACGAGAUCUAUGUCAAUGGUGGCAGCGUCCUGCCUCACAAGAGCAUCAAGGCCAACGUUGAGGGUAAGUGCACGAUGGACUCGAACAGGACAAAGCUAACUGAGUUUCCAGUGCCUCAAAUCAUCAUGUAA